AUGUCGCGAAAACGACGGCAGCGGGCGGCCGCCGUCAGCGGUACCCCCUUCCCCGCCUCCCUCGCCUCUGCAGCUCCACCGACGUCGUCUGAGCAGCUGCCGAACGGCGCGACUCGCAGUCGCACAAAAUGCAGAGAGAAUGACGGCGGGUGUUGUGUGGCAGCGCGGCGCAGUCCGCAUCCAAAGCCUCCGUCCCUCUCCCGCUCAGAGGCUGCCCGUGCGGCGCAUUCACUCGUGAGCAGCAGCAGCGGCGCCAUUCAUCGCGAAGAGGCGUCAGUGGUAGGUGUGGAGGACUUUCCUUCCCCAGUGCCGUACCUCCGUCGCGUCGCCAGCUCUGAUGGGCACCUUAAUGGCAGUAGGCACGGCAAGUCGUUCCCUGUUAGUGAACAUCCGCCAACUGGCAGCGCAAGCGUCGGCAUUACGGCCAUGCAGAAUGCCACGUACUGCCGCAACUGGUCUCGGGUGGUCCUCGGGGCCACCUCUGCCAUCAUCUUCCUCCUUGUCCUCUGCGUCAGCUACGCCCUUUACAUUCUCGUCGCACCCUAUGGCCAGAGCAUCAUGAACGGCGUGCUACUCUCCAUCGUCAUGCAUCCGCAGAGCCGCCUGCGGUCGUCACUCUACAUGGGCACCGCUGUCGAUCGCAUGACACGCAUGCAGCAGCGUUGGGUGGUGCGGGGGCGGUUGAUGGGCCUUAUCGGCUCGUGGCUAUCCUUGUGCCACUUCGCGUCCUUUGUGGUGAUGCAGGGGACCUUCUUCUUGGGCCUCAACAAGAUCCACGUGCACGCACAGUCAGCGCUCCUGGAAGAGGCCUCCGCAGCUGGACGUGGUGCCAGAGCGGGCGUCAAGGACGCCAGCGGCGCGUCGCGCCCCGCGGAGACGUCUACAUCCUCGACGGUCGCCUCGAGAGCAUCUCCUUCGACGGGCGUUUCGCCAGCCCAGCUUCACCGACGCCUCGUGUCCACCCCGCGCGGGCGCCGUGUCCUGCGCUGGCUCACGAUCUCCAUCAUCAUGCUUGUUGCCCACUUGCUGGUGGGUGUCACCUACUUUUCGCUUCUGCACGUUGUUUUGGGUGUUGUGUUUGCCGUCGCGGUGCCCUUCCUGCCCGCCGACACGUUUGUCAGAUCCAUGGGGCGUAUGUGGCGGGUCGCUGUCCUCCUGUUCUUCGUGGUGGGCCUCACUCUCAACUUGACGGCUGAUGUGCUGUCCAUCAGCGAGGCUGUGCGGCGCACCACAUCUGCUGUUGUAGGCAGCGGUGGCGGUGGCGGGGAUAAUGCGGCCAUGGCAGCUCUGUCCGCCUCUAAUCUCUGCGAUGGACUUGUAACAGCGCUGGGGGUGGAGAACUGCACCCCGACUGCGCCGUUGGCGGAGGUGGCCGUCACGAGCGGCCCCAUGGCAAGCGGAGAGGAUGCAACGAGCGAGGCAACCGCGGCGGCGACGUCGCACGCCGACGUGGACGCACUAGGUGUGUUAGGCGAGUAUCGCAGCCGUAUCGAGGCCUUUCUCAUUGGCAAGAUCCAGGACCUCGUCGUGCAGGAGUUGGCGGACAUGUUCAGCGACGGCAACGUCUCGAAGAUGAUCGAGGCGCUCAUGGAGGUGCUUCCGCCGCAGCUGCGCGCGGUGGUGACGCGCGAUGACGCGGUGCUUGCUGGACUUGAGAAGUCGACUAGCGAGGGCGACACCUCGUCAUUGAGCGGAGGAGAGGACGGCACUCGCGAAAAAGCUGCUGCGCAGCCGCUCUCGUGGCGCGCUGUGCUGGCGAGUGCGCGCGGCCUGCGCCCCGCAAGGGCCAUCAAGUCGCUCGUCUACGACUCCCUCUCGGGCACGUCUGGCAGGACUCCGAACCGCGCGAGUGACACGAGUGUCUGCGGCGCGACGGCGGCGGGUCACAAGGUGGGGAUCAACUGGGUCACCGUCUCCCGCUUGUUCGCAUCUCACCUGCUGCCCUACGUCGAGCACGCGCUGCGUCUGUUCUUCCGAGUCGGCUCCAAUCUGCUCGGCCUCUUCGACAGCAUCUACGCCGUCCUUCUCUUUGUUUUCUGUUACCGCUACCUCACCCAGCUGGAGCACACAGUGCUCUACUACGGCGUAGCGAAGUUGCUGCGCGUGGUGCAGCCGGAGCUGGGCGACCACCACGCCCGCAACAUCGAGCAGGACAUCACUGUCUCCCUCAUCACGCUUCUGCAGUCGUUCUGGCACCUGACGUGGUUUCACUUUUGCAUUACGUUCUGCGCCUUCAAACUCUGGGGAUUUCCGACGCCGUUCUUGGUGGGCCUCGUCUCCGUCGUCCUGGCGCUAUUUCCGCUCGUACCGAAGUGGCUGAGCCCGUGCUCCAUCGCGCUUGUGUACAUGCUGGUGCAGCUCGCAUCGCGCAUCACCUCUGAGGGGACGAGUUGCAGUGGCAACAACAGGCCAGGAGAGGCGCACGCGGCUGCUGCGACGGACUUUUCUCUCUUCUCGUUCCCGCCUGGUCGAUCGUGGAUCGAGGUUCUCGUGUGGUGCAAGCCGUACGCUCUUCACUACACCCGCGCCCUCAGCUUUGGCUUGGCCGUACUGCUGGAGUUCGGCGACGAAUGGCUUCUCUGCGUCUCGCGAGGACUGCGCGUCGGCCUCUUCACGGAGGCCGACGGGAAGGGCCGCGAGCAGCUGCAGCCGUUUGUCAUUGGGACGGCGCUGGUCCUGGGUUUUGUUGCCUACGGCACCCGUGGCAUCGUCUUUGGCCCUUUGACGGUCAUCGUUGCGCGCGUACUCUUCGAUAACUGGGACAUUGUGCUGGCGAACCGCGAGCCCCGCCGUCUGACCGUACCGCCGUCGUCGUGUGUGGCUGAGAAAGGAGACGACGACGACGACGAGGAGGAGGAGGAGGCCUCGAUGGUGGUAUCACCAUAG
Leishmania mexicana MHOM/GT/2001/U1103 is the source of this 2886-nucleotide messenger RNA. RefSeq lists its product as hypothetical. Lineage: Eukaryota; Euglenozoa; Kinetoplastea; Trypanosomatida; Trypanosomatidae. The transcript has a single exon. Bases 1 to 2886 code for a protein of 961 amino acids. The record is from RefSeq and is a predicted model, not a curated record.